AUGUGAACUACUUAUCAUUCGAUUUUAUUUCUCAUCGUGAAGUUAGUAAACACAAUUAUAAAAUUUGGUACCAAAAUUAGGAAGUUUAACAACCUUGCGCGGUAACUUUCCAUUCACAACCACAACAUAAACAAAUCAAAUCCUGAUUCUUGUUAUGAAAUACACGUGCACUGUUCGUAAUUGUGUGGCUAAAUUAUCUUUUCUUUAUCCAAUUUUGAACUAAAUUUCGAGAAUCCAAAUGUUUUUUUGGCCCUCUUCUACUUUUUUGUCGUCAAGAGCGUUGUCUGUAGAUUAGUCCUUAUUCUCAGCACAAUUCGCCGUUCAAGGUUAGCUAGGUAGCUCAGCUAUAGUUUGAUCACUACUUAUUUUCCUCCAGAAAAUGGGAAAACCAGCAAAAGCAGCCGGUUCUUCUGACAAGUCGCGCACUAGGGGACAACCAGCCAAGUCGUCAAGUUCAUCAAGAAAGACGUCUUCAAGAUCAUCUUCAUCUACCUCCAAGGAAAGAUCAUCCAAAUCUGUUCUUGAAACGAAGACAGAACUCGAGGAGAUCAAGUUUCCAAAGAAAACUUACAAUGAAUCUUUCAGUAACAUCGUCCUUUACUUAAACCAAUAUGAAAAAGGACAUAUUUCUCCCACAAAUCUGAAACGGAUGCAUCAGUUAGCAGUCAUCAAGGAUGCGAAAACAUUGCAGGUUGUUCAGUUAAAUACAAUUUUUGAGCGAAGAAUCACAUCUCUUACAUGGCAUCCGACUCUGACCAACAUUCUGGGUCUGGCAUCCAAAGGCGGCGGAUUAAUGUUGGUUAAUGUCUCCCAAGACAAUUGGGAUGUUAUUCAGCAAUAUCCCGGUAUUGGUCCUGGAGGUUCAAUCCUGGCCUUGAAAUUUCAUCCAACCAUUAAUGAAGUAUUUUUCACUGCUAGUCUGGAUGGCACAGUUUGCUCUAGAAAUUUUAAAACCAAUGAAUGCAUUCAGUAUCUAUCGACCGGUAGCUACGAUCAUUGGUUUACAUCAUUUGACUUAAGUGAGGAAACGGGUGUAAUGAUAGCUGGUGACACCAAAGGUGUCAUUAGCCUCCUGUCUAAAGAUGGUGCCAAGGUGAAGGAGGCCAAAAUUCAUCAGAAGAGCAAAGUCAAUCAUAUUGAAUUUUGCCCUCGAAAAAGUUGGUUAUUCGUGACAGCAUCGCUUGACAGAAGUGUUAAGCUGUGGGAUCUAAGGCAAUUUUCUGAAAAUGCUAAACCGCUCUUCACGUUUCCACAUUUAAAACCGGUGAAUUCUGCAUAUUUCAGCCGCACCAAUGCCAAUUACUUGCUGACAACAGAUCAACAUAGUGAGCUGCGGGUUUUUCAAGCUCCGAACUGGGAUCUUGUAAACAUAAUUACUCAUCCACACAGGCAGUUCCAACACAUUACUCCCAUUAAGGCUACUUGGCACCCUCUAGAGGACAUAGUAGUCUGCGGAAGGUAUCCAGACCCAAAUCUCUCAGGCCACACCCCUGGUGAAUUAUCUACAGUAGAUUUUAUGUGUCCCACAACUGGGCGUAUGCUGUACCAAUUGCAUCACCCACCCUUCACAGGUUUACUGUCUUUGAACCAGUUCAAUAAUAAUGCAAGUUUGCUGGCAACAGGUUCCGGGUCUAAAGCUAUCAUUUGGGCUCCGAAAGGGAAACAGGUCAGUGCAGUAGGCAAAGAAAAUAUCAACAAAAAAAGGAAGAAAAGAAACGAAGAUGAAGAUGAGGAGGAGGAAGAGGACAAGGAAGGAACUUCAAAGUAUUUUGAUGUUCAACAGCCUUCAACAUCACACAAAAUUCGUGACCAGGAAGGGGUCAAUCGUCGUUGCAGCAAAACUGAUGGAAAAAAAAAAGCACGUCCAAGCGAUUCAUAAAUUAUAUGGCAAGAAUAAAUUUUUCAUUUCUUGUGUAUAAAAUUUUCAAUUUUUUUGUGAACUCUUUUUUAUAGAUUUCAGUUAAAUCAUACCAGUGAAAAUGUUCUUGUUAUAUGUAAAAUCACCAUGGGUUUGUCCCAGCGAAUUUUCAAGUUGUGAAAGACUCAGUUACCUUAUUUUUGAUUGAUAUCAUACAACUGAACUGAAUGAGCAGUCAAGUGUUAUUUAUUUAUUUUAUACCAGCCUUUUGGAUCAGCGUCAUUUAGAUAUGUGACAAUAAAAUGAUGGGGCUUGUGUGUGAGAAUAUGUUACUCGGUGAGUGAGAUUGUGUUCUGUAUUCAGUGUAAAUUAGGUUGCAGAAUAAAAGGAUAUUUUAGCUGAAAUUGACUCCUUGACAACAUAAAACUUGAUUUUUGUUAAAAAAAAUUGAGGUGCCUCAUACAAUUUGCUUCUUUGUACUUCAUCAGGAGGCAGGAAAUAGCUUUCUAACAAGAACCUCAAUAUACGCCCAGUUAAUCUCUUGCAACAGCAAGAUCAGUUAUGAAACGAAGUACUCACAAGUAAAAUUUUGCAAGAAUUGCGGCUAGUUUACGUUGGAUUAAUUCACAAACUCUCACAUCAGUCUCGACAUUACGCCUAGAAUCGUAGUCCUAGAUUCUACAUUUAUAUGGGAAAUAUUCAUAUUCUGCUCAAGGAAGGGCAGGAUGGCAGAAAAUUGCUAUGCCUGAUGAUUGAAAAUUAAUUAUCUUUUUGUCACGUGUAAUCUCCUUAUAUUCAGACAACCUUGUUCGUGUUCUCAGCCUUGUCUCUGCGCAAAGCAUUUCACCGAUUGUGAAUACAUAGACUUUCCCUUGAAGUUUUGUUUCACAAGAGUUGUAGCCUUUAACUGUUUUUCUGGAGCUUGAAAGUUAAUUUUAGGCUCAACAUGAUAAGCAUGAUAACUAUUAAGCUCCGUGAUAAUUUUAGGCAUCAAUGUGUUAUUUUUGAGUUUUUCAUAAGAUCAGAUGAAAGAAUUGAAAAUCCCAUCUUCUUCAAAGAAUUCGAAUGAGCCAAUCAAAAAGAUCUCAAAAACAGCUUAACAGCUCUUGGUCAAAAUUUUGCGGCAACAAUUUAAACAUUUUCAUCUUCUUUCCAGAAUAUUUGAAUAAAAAAAGCAAAUCUACCUCUAUUUUCCUCUUGGAAAUAUCUCUGCAUUAAUUUAUAUCAGUAGACUUAAGUAAAUUUUAGUAUUAUUCAAUUAUGAACAACUACUUUUGUAAGAUUAAGGCGUUUUUAUGUUCUGCUUGGUCAUUUGCCAUAGUGUCUAUCAGUUACAGACUUUUACGCACUUAGCAAUCAAUCUGAAGAUGUCUAAAUAAACUAAAUUUGAUUUCUGUAAGAUUGCAACAGAUCUACAUCUAACAAAACGGGUAUUAUAAAAUUGAGGUUCCUACGAACGAAACUCAGAAGCCUCUAUUACAUUCUCAAUCUAUCAACAGUAAGAGCAACCUUGAAUAAUUCACAUUGAGUUUUACCUGGACAGACUAUUUUUCACUAAAACACAUGAUAGCAUGUAAAAUUUUGUGUUUGAAUUCGAUGAUGCCACUGGUUACUAAAUCAACUCUCAUGCUUAAAGGAGUUCUGAAAGUUUAGGACCAUAAUGGGGGGGGGGGGCAUUGCACCAGCAUAGGAGAGUCCUUCUAGAAACCGGAAAAAUCACAUUUGGACCGCGUCAAACAGAAAGGAACUAUGCCACAUCAGCUAUUGCCAAAUUUAAUCAGGCAAUUUAAUUUUUACAUGAAAGCGGUCGUGCGAAUUAUUUUUGCGAAAUUCAGUGAAUUUUCUGCAUAGUGCAAAGUCAAUUCCUCGAAAUUUUCUAAAAAAAAUCCGCACAAACGUUCUCUCGUAAAAAAUCGAAUUGCCCACAUAAAUUUGACAAAAGCUGAUGUGGCUCGGUUCCUUUCAAACGCAACCCAUUUGUCAUGCAGAGGUAGGGCUGAACUUGUCGACAGAGAUACGCCAUGAGUGUGGGCUUCAAUUGUCAAGUUAUUCUCAGAACAGUCAAAGUAACCAUGCUAAUGAUGUCAGCCUUGUGUGAAAAAUUACUUUGAGUGAUGCAGAAAUGGACUCUCACUACUAAUGUGUUCUUCCAUUACAGUCCUUGUUUUUGUUCCAUGGAGUUACUAUUACCCACACAAAACCAGUGGUCUGAUUGCUUUUCUUACUGAAGGUUCACUCAAGAUGAGAUAUUUAAAUUGAAAUUCUUUGACUUUUUUCUUUUCGUAGAGAGAAAAACUACUUAUUGCUCUUUCUGAAACUUUACUAGAUAGCUGAAAUAGUUACUCGCACUAAUGUGUUUUUCGCAAAAGACUUAAGCCAUCAUCUGUCCCUAUUUCUGUUUCAUUUUGUAUCGAAUACUGGUAGAUGCUAAGUGUUGCUCAGUCCAUCCAUCCAAAGUUGUGAUCGUCUACUGUAAUUUCAUAUUAAAUUCUAGCCAAUCAAUACUCCUUAUUUCCUCCUUCCAUGGAUCUUCUUUGUAUGGGAGCGGUGAAUGUAUUUUUCUCUCUGAGGUUCUUAGAACAUGCAUCUAAUUUUAUAUUUACAAUACUCAAUAGAUACCUUAAGACCCUAAUUUCCCUCCGCUCAAAAUUUUUUAUUCAUUUUUUGACUUCCGCUUUACCUCUUUGAUCCUUAAUUUAUCAUUAUAUAAUGUUUUUCCAAUUGAUCUCCAUUGCAUUAUUGCAUGUAUAUAUGAUAAAAGUAACGAUGUUGCAUUUAAACACAAUGCAUGUAGUUCCCAUAAAUAAGUCCCAUUAUCCGUCACAUUUUUUAGAAUUAAACAUGAAAUUUCUCCCAA
This is a messenger RNA of Bemisia tabaci, 4715 nucleotides long. Its product is annotated as DNA damage-binding protein 2. Gene Ontology annotation, molecular function: protein binding; damaged DNA binding. Lineage: Eukaryota; Metazoa; Arthropoda; Insecta; Hemiptera; Aleyrodidae. The record is from RefSeq and is a predicted model, not a curated record. Gene Ontology annotation, biological process: DNA repair; response to UV. Gene Ontology annotation, cellular component: Cul4-RING E3 ubiquitin ligase complex; nucleus.